Molecule: messenger RNA, 6019 nt
Organism: Spirometra erinaceieuropaei
Lineage: Eukaryota; Metazoa; Platyhelminthes; Cestoda; Diphyllobothriidea; Diphyllobothriidae
Source: the annotation of a GenBank genome assembly
AUAUCGACUUUGACCAACUCUCACCUGUUCUCCAAAAAAUGUUACGAGGCCAGUAUUUAGCAUUUCCUGCUUAAUUAGUGAAUUAUCGAGCCCCCUGUGGAUGCUACGUGCGAUGGGUUUUCAUAAUCAAUCAACGACUCCUGAAUUAUUUUGUCUAAUGCCUUAUUUUGGCACAUAACAUCCUCGCCUUUGUUGCUUGUUUUUAACGGGCCGGGUAUGACUGAAGUGAUUUCUGGGGUUAGAAGUAGGUUUCUCAUGCCCCAACCGAAGUAUCUCGUGGGUUAUCGGCUCAUCCUCGUCACCAAGCUUAAUUCUCUCGUGUUUUGUCACACUAAAUGUUCUUGUCUUAGGCCUUAUGUGCAUAGGAUUUUCUGGUUACCCCGAAAAGUACUAUAGGGAGGUGACCGAGGUCUGAAUGCAGUCACUUCAUUGUAGAUGCUUCUGAAUAAACGUCAGCUUUCCUACUGCAAACGACCAUAAAGUGAACGUUUUGGAUUGGGUCGGGUAUGACUUGUCCCACGAGUCGCGCAGUUACCGAAAGCCUCAUUUCUUCAUGUUCGAGGACACAUAUCACAAAGUCAUGGCUUGAUUUUUGGCAGCAAAAUUUGUCUAAUCGGUGGAUGACCUCUUUUUUUCCCUCGCCAGUUGGCUCAGACAACAAUGCGUUCGGAGAUUGGCAAAAUCGACCUGGACAAUGUCUUCAAGGAGCGCGAAGCUCUUAACCACAACAUCGUUCAGUCUAUUUGCAAAGCAGCCGAACCCUGGGGUAUCGAGUGCAUGCGAUAUGAAAUCCGUAAGUUAUGAGUGGAAAAAUGAUUUGUUUUCCAAAUUAGCCUUGCACACUGAGAGUCGCACCUGCCGUUCGCCGUACGCGGUGAUCUGUCCCCUUAUAUAACCAUGUUCCAUGUUUAUAAGUAGAAUUUAGUAUCCCACGGCCUAUCAGACUCUUACAUACAGCUACAAGUCUUUCGCCUUACUGACAUCUGGUAGCCGGUCAUACACAAGUAGCGCAGUCGCCACUAAUGUAACUCAUGGAAACCAUAAUCUCCUCAGUCUCAUCACAUCUCGGCCGCGCCCUAUGGUGAGUGUCAGUGUAGAGAUGCGUACAAGCGCAACCCCCCACACAAUCAGGCGACUGUUGUGUGUCCUGAUCCGGCUACUCAGACUUAACGUCAGCGCCCCCUUCAAGGUGUUCCACUAUCUCUCCAACCACGAACAAGCGUCUACUUAUGACUAUCAUAGUAUGGCUUUAUGCUUAAACUAGCACCUACACUCACUCACACUUGUUUCAGCUAGGUAGUUGCAGGCCACUGCUCUUCAAAUAACUAGUAGCCCAGCUGGCUGGUUGUGUGAACCCACGGCAAUGGGACGAAUAAACUGCGUUUGCAUGUUUAAGUUUCUUGGGCAUGUUGUCGGCAGAAAUGUACGAUUGUCCAAAAUAUUCAAUCAGGUUGACUACUCGUAGUAAAAGGCAGAAAAUUUCCCUGCUAAUUAUCCGGCCGGGACUAUCCCCUUCCUGCGUUGCCUUGUGACAGCCUUGUUCUAUAUCUGGCCUCGAAAACGCUCCCAACAAUUGCACGUUUGUCGGCAGUUUCUAACUAAUCCUACUCGGUUGAUAGCGUUUUACUUUCAAGCCGGACAGGACUGCUGUAACAUUGGACUGUCCGAAAUUGCUCUACAACAGCCUCUUCAAGUUAUUGUGAAAGCCAUUAUUCGGGAAUUGAAAGAGCUCCUGUCCAGUUUGAUUUUUGACCUUUUUGUACAUUCAAAGAACGACGUUUUGUAAAAACUGCGAUCAACCUACCAGUUCGUCCCCUAAACGUACAUAAAUUGACCCCCCCCCUCUUAUCUGCAGGCGAUAUUCACCUUCCUGCCAAGAUCAAGGACGCCAUGCAGAUGCAGGUGGAGGCCGACCGAAGGAAACGUGCCGCUAUUCUGGAGUCAGAGGGUCAACGAGAUGCUGAAAUUAAUCGGGCUGAAGGCAUAAAACGGAGCCAGGUCCUCUCUUCAGAGGGUCGACGCACAGAAACCAUUAACCAUGCUGCGGGUAAGCGAAGUUGCACAUAUAAGGACGCCGUUUUCCUCCGCUUCUGUCUAAACUUUUUGUUCCUUCACCAGACACAGAAGAACUACUCCGACUUACAAUAUUUCCGCGGUAUUAUUAGUGGUGUUGGUAUUACACCAGGUAACUCAGUUCCACAGGAGAAUCCCCAUAACGCAAAAUCUGCCCACGCCUCUUUUCCCAAACUCUGGCAGCACUAAAGAGACGACUGUUCUAAAAAGAAGGCAUAGUUGGGUUUAUACAUCAAUGUUUACUAGUAAAACUAAUCAGUUUUUACUGGAAACUGAAAUUACAGAAAGUGGUUGUAUUACAAAUCACUUAAUUAAAACCGACUAUAAGGGCGCAUAAGGAGGAAGGACCCAUGAAAAAGGGUUAUAAUGUAAAACAGUAGCAAAUACAAGGAAAUCAGUACCUUGUUGACCGUCCAUUACGUUUAACACAACAGACAGCCUCUCGGACAUGGACGUAACUAGGUUGUCUAUUUUCGGCAGGAUUAAGAUCCAGGCUGCUGACAGGAAUAAAAAUCGAUUGGAGGCCACAUGCGGAGAAGCCAGCUGUUCAGAAAGUUGGAUUACGGUCGAAAUGGUCAUCAUCUUCAUACCUCUUUGGAGCGAUGGGCAGAAGCACCGUCAUUGGAUGUUGUUGUAACCGAAGACAUCCCUCGUAAUAUCAACGAACACCCUACUGUUGAUGGUAUUCGUAAUCGACCGCCAGAUUGGCCGCUGUCCGAAUUUUAUAGCAGUCAACAAUUCUUAAGGGUUGUCGUCGGCGCAUUAUGCCCUUUUGGAAAGUUCUCACAUAUGACCAUUUGGGUCGACUUCGUAGGCUUAUCUAAAAAUAAGACCUAAUCGCGGAAGUAAAUGCUCUUUCAGAAUGACGGCCUGUAAUUUUUAGCACACAAAAAUCGUUCCUUAGCAAGCUUCUUACUUAAAAGCGGCAUGGUAAUCGUCUUUUGGCGAAGCUCAACUGGUAGAGGGGUUCUCACCGAUCUUUUUUAGGGGACUCACUCGUUCCGUUGUGCCUUAGAAAGCCUAUAUUCUCGAUCGCAACCGACAGGACAACGAGCCCGUGUCUUAGUGGUUAGGGCCAUUGGACUUAUAACCAACAGGUCGUGGGAUCUAGCCCCGGGUGUUGCACACUUCGAGGUUGGGUAUGACUGGCUGACGACGGCUACUAAGCCAGAAAUGGCCAUUCCAGCCUCUUGUCUUUGUCAGCAACAUCAUUCUGAAGUUCGCAUUCCUGAAUCCUUUUCUUUAUUAUGUUCAUAGAAGCCAUUGGCAGAUGUUCCCUGCGAAUGGUCUCAAUAGGCAUACGCUGGUACUUAAUUUAGUUUGCGGUGGACAAAAUCGUUGUCUCGUUCUGGUCCACCCUGCUUAUUUCUUGGUAUAGUUUUAUCAUUAACAACUCACCACAGAGUGACUUUACAAUGUUAAAAGUGCUUGAUGACAGUUCACGCGAAAACCCUCCCGCUGCUAAUUUUCAUAUCCGUUCGUAGUCGACUGCCAUAGAAAAUGUCUGGGCAUUUUUAUCGCGCGGUGUGACGGAAGCGUGACAGCAUGUCACGUGUACUCAAUCUAUAUUUUUUACGCUUAAUAAUUCUCUGUGUGGUGAAACAGACUACGCUCAAACAAGUUUAUUACCGAGUUUUAUGGUACACAGCAAUACAACUUUGUCAAACAGAAUUGUUGGAGUCAAAUUCGCUCCUCUUUUCUUGAAAACAAUGUAAUCUCUCAUACCUGUCUUCACCUGAUUUACGUGGACGCAAAAUCCGGUCUUCCGUUUCCGGAAAAGAUUUUUUUACGGACAUUUCAUGUUUAUAUUCAUGUUUGUUUAUGGUACAAUACACACCAACUUAAGGUUCUCACCUGUGAAUUUCAAUAGCAUAGAAAAUUGCGCCCAAAUAUGCUCUGUCUACCUUGCACUAAACACGGGCUCGUUGUUCGUGCAAGUCAUCCUGACUUUUAGUGAGUUGGCCCCACAGAGUGCUUAAUGCUUCUGCAGUUACUUAUGUGUGAUACGGCGACGAAUGGCAUCCGAGAGUUGCCUCAGUCUGGGCGCCUUUUACAGUACUUCACUCGGAUGAUCGUUCCCAAACAACGAUAAUACGAUGGUGCAACUUUCCACCGUCACAACUCAUUAUUAACGACCGUGAGGAUAGAAGGACUGACCGGCACACGCUGUCCAUAGGUGCCUUUAAAGGCUUAUGAUGAUGAUGAUGGUGGUGGUGAUGAUGAGGAUGCUGCUGCUGUUGCUGCUGCUGCUGAUGAUGAUGAUGAUGAUGAUGAUGACGACGACGACGAUGAUGAUGAUGAUGAUGAUGAUGAUGUUACGUUCACUUCCCUUUUUUCCAUAUUAGACGUUCAUAUUUGUCUGCUUAAAACUGACGUUUUUAUCUCCGCCUGAGGAGAGCUGUGGCGUAAAUAAUACCAUUGUUUGUCAAAUGCAAUUAGUUGCUGUCAUGGGAUGACAAGUGGCAAUACUAUGUCCAAUAGUGUCGGCACAUGAGCUGGCUGACUACUGGAUACCAACCUGACAUUUUGAAUUCCUUUAUGCAAGCCAAGUGCCUAUUUUAGCAUUUGAAAAUGAUCUCGAGCUUUGUUUGCUUUUUCAGGCGAGGCCGAAGCCAUCCUGCGGUUAGCAGAAUCUCGCGCCAUGGCCGUUCGGAAAUUGGCUGAAGCCAUUACAUCUGAUGUUGGUUUUUCGUGACUUUUUCCUUUCCAUAACGUUCCCCUCUGUUCACCGCGUGUCCACUGAGCACAAGUCCUCAUUGCACCGUAUAUUAGAAGGAUGUGACAAUGAAUUCCAGCUGGAUGCGUGUUACAAGACCUGCUGUUCGCAACUACCGGUUACUCGUUCACCUGACUUCCUCUUUUAAAUUGGCUGCCCCCUUCCGUAGCAGGUGGCGGUCCGCUGUGCACUCGGGCCAGCUUUUAAGUAAUCAACGCACGCCUUUAAUACUUAGCUCGUUAAGGGCUACACACUUCGCGGAGCUUAUCAUCUAGUCGACUAACAGUUAGAGUCCUGCCCUGUCCCAGAUCUGGCGCACUGACGUACUGCUUUUAAUUACGUGGUACUCUGCAUUUCGUGUGUGUGCCACUCUCAAAAAGGUCCUGCCGCCAUUUAGUUAUGUUCGACUUUCUAUUCAUCCUGUGACCCUGCGGUCCAGGAAUAUGGGGUAUUUCAGGACAUUUUCCUUAAAAAACGGGAUUUUUUCGCGACGGACAACCGAGGCCUGAAGUACAUUUUCCACUUUCAGCGAGGCGAAGAUGCUGUGCAGAUGGCCAUUGCGGAACGCUAUAUUGACGCCUUCGCAAAAUUGGCCAAAUCCACGAAUACGAUGCUUCUGCCCUCUCAAGCGGGCGACGUUUCUUCAAUGGUUGCACAGGUUUGUCGAUUGUUUCCCCUUCUCGCCUUUCCCACCAGUCUCGAAGUCUAGAUCGGUAGUUCGCAAUUUUUGGUGCAUGCUGUGCAUAUCUUUCUUUUUUAUCUAACUUUCUUGGUACUCACAUUACAAACGAAUCUAUAGAAUCUAUUUUCACGAUACCUCAUCCCUCCAGCCCGCAACCCCACAAUACCCUGUAUAAGAAUGUGGUGCUUUUUUGUGAUUUGGUGUACUCAUCUUCACUUAGUGGACAAGUCUGUUUUUUAACAUGACCGUGUGUCCAUUUUUACGUAGAAAGUAGGAGUGGCGUCUUCAGUUGUAGAUCCACUUAGUCUCAAAACCUUAAAAAUACACAGGUUUCACGCAACCAAUUUGUCACUUUGUGGACUACCAAAAUUCAUAUUUCCGGCGCAUUGUAACGCAUUUUCUUCGAGUCAUUGUUGCUUUGAAUGACUGGUUUCGGACCUUCGCUGUAUCUUGAUUACAUCUCCGUUUUUUUUGUUAGGCUCUGGCAAUAUUCCAGUCGAUGAAGAGAGACGCGACGGUUCCAUCGAACUCCAAGUUGACGGCGAUGC